Molecule: messenger RNA, 944 nt
Organism: Impatiens glandulifera
Lineage: Eukaryota; Viridiplantae; Streptophyta; Magnoliopsida; Ericales; Balsaminaceae
Product: LIM domain-containing protein WLIM2b-like
Exons: 6
Coding region: 165-752 (195 amino acids)
Biological process (GO): actin filament bundle assembly
Cellular component (GO): plasma membrane; actin cytoskeleton
Molecular function (GO): actin filament binding
Source: RefSeq, a predicted model, not a curated record
CAAAGAAAGAAAGAAGUUCGUAAUCCAUUUCUCAUCUUUUGACCUUCCUUUAACAAGUUUACGAAGAGGAUCGUCCGUCAAUUUUCGUCGUCUUCUGUAACAAAAGCAAUUGAGGUUGCGUUCAUAUCAGAUCUAGAAAACAGAGGAAGAUAGAACAGAACAAUAUGUCUUUUACCGGAACACAACAGAAAUGCAAGGCUUGUGAGAAGACAGUUUACCCUGUCGAACUCUUAUCUGCCGAUGGAAUUCCUUAUCACAAAUCAUGCUUCAAGUGCAGUCAUUGCAAGGGCACUCUUGCGCUCAGCAAUUACUCUUCAAUGGAAGGUGUUCUAUACUGUAAACCUCACUUUGAACAACUCUUCAAGGAGACUGGCAAUUUCAACAAAAAUUUCCAGUCACCUGCGAAAUCAGCUGAGAAGUCAACUCCAUUUCUGACAAAAUCCCCUAGCAAAGCAGCAGGUAUGUUUUCUGGUACACAAGAGAAAUGUGCAACAUGUGGCAAGACAGCUUAUCCAUUGGAGAAGGUAACGGUGGAGAGCCUAUCGUACCACAAAUCGUGCUUCAAGUGUUCUCACGGUGGAUGUGCAAUCACGCCAUCGAACUAUGCUGCUCUGGAGGGAAUAUUAUACUGUAAGCACCACUUUUCUCAACUUUUCAAGGAGAAGGGUAGCUAUAAUCAUCUUAUCAAAUGUGCUUCGGUAAAACGAGAUGCUGCAGCAGCAGCAGCAACUGCCUCUAUUCCAGAUGCAUGAGAUUUCAAUUCCCCCUUGUUAUUAUCUCACUGAAUUUGUUUGGGAUUUUUGAUUCCUUCAUAUUAUUCUGAGUGUGUGUUUUCUUUCUUUGUGGAUUUAACUACUUGGGAUUUCUUCAAAAGGAAUCCGGAUUCAUCCUCCUGUUGUGGCGCUUUGAUUGAUUUUUAUAAUUGUGAGAGAGCUUAACUGUCC